Engraulis encrasicolus (European anchovy) is the source of this 1859-nucleotide messenger RNA. Its product is annotated as zona pellucida sperm-binding protein 3-like. The record is from RefSeq and is a predicted model, not a curated record. The coding region runs from base 29 to 1840 and encodes 603 amino acids. The transcript has 9 exons. Lineage: Eukaryota; Metazoa; Chordata; Actinopteri; Clupeiformes; Engraulidae.
GGGUUUUUUUUCUCCCUAAAAAUCAAUCAUGGCUACGCAGUCCUUCACCCCUGCAUGUAUGAUGGUUGUUUCUCUUAUAUUAUUCUGCAACGCACAGCAGUGGAGUAACAUGCCACUGCUUUUACGAGGACCCCAUAAUAAGCCUAAAACAUUAUCUGACUUCCUGGAGACUAAUCAGGUGGAUCUGGGCAGGCCGGCUCAGAAUGUCUCUUCUUCAGUUACGCCUGAACUGGCCAUCCUGCACAACCACCUGGAUCAAGAUCAGACGCUGUUGCAGCCUGCAGAGCCUGCAUCAUUUCACCCCAGAGGAUACCAGCCACGUCUGGUCCAGCCGGAACCAACAAGAACCAUUCAGGACCCAAAGAAAGCUUUGGAACCAACAAGAACCAUUCAGGACCCAAAGAAAGCUUUGGAACCAACAAGAACCAUUCAGGACCCAAAGAAAGCUUUGGAACCAAAGAGGCAACAAACAUUAGCACAAGGGCCUUCUGGAGAAGAAUUCAAAAUGGGUAAACCGUGGGAACAUUCUAGGCCCAUAGGGCUAGCCAAGGAGCAUUUACAGGGCUCAGUGAAGAGAGAGAUGAUCAAACCAACUAAGAAAUUUCAGUCGCUGGGAAGUCACUUCAACGCUCCGUCUAAUGAGCCAACGUGGAAGCCGGCGACUGUGGAAUCGCCCAAGCCCACAGAACUCGAGUUCACGACACCCGAGCCUGCCCAAACGGUUUCAGUGGAGUGUAAGGAGUCAUUCGUUCAUGUCGAGGUUAACCAGGACCUCUUUGGGAUCGGGCAGUUGAUCAAUCCAGCCGACCUGACCAUGGGUGGUUGCCAGCCAGUAGCCUAUGACGAUGAGUCACAUGUGCUGGUCUUCCAGUCUGAGCUCCACGGAUGUAGCAGUGAAAUUAAAGUCACGUUGGAUAAACUCAUUUACAUGUUCACUCUGGUCUAUAAUCCAAAUCCACUUCCUGACACUCCAAUAGUCAGAACCAACGAAGCCAAGGUGGCUGUGGAGUGUGUCUAUCCACGGAGGUUCAAUGUGAGCAGCAGUGCUCUGAAGCCCACGUGGAUGCCGUACGCCACCACCAAAGACAAAGACGAAAGCCUUAUCUUCUCUCUACAGCUCAUGUCUGAUGAUUGGCAGAGCGAGAGGACCUCCAGCACCUACGUCCUGGGUGACAUGGUGAAUGUGGAAGGCUCUGUGCAGCAGGGCCACCACGAGCCUCUGCGCGUCUUUGUGGACAACUGUGUGGCCUCCAGCGACCCUGAUGUCGACACAUUACCCAGAUACACCUUCAUAGACAACCAUGGAUGCUUUACGGAGUCAUGGCACUCAGGAUCUAAUUCUCAGUUCAUGCCGCGGGUUCAGGAUGACAAGGUGCGAUUCCAGCUUGGAACCUUCAAGUUUCACCAGCAGGAUGUGAGUUUGGUCUACAUUACCUGCCAACUCAAAGCAACCUUCGCCUCGGCACCAAUCGACGCCCUUCACAAAAGCUGCUCGUAUCAGAGUGGGAGAAGCAGCAGGUGGGUGUCUGUUGAUGGCAUGAACGAGGUGUGUGGCUGCUGUGAAUCCAGCUGUAGUAGGAGAAAAGGCAGAAGCGUCGGCUAUGACGGGUUUGCAUUUCAAGGAAUAGCAGCCGUUGGUCCCAUCUCCAUCCACGACUCGCCUGCUCGGCAGAGGUUAGAACCAUCAUCUCACAUUCAAGAAACGCAGAAUUUAUCCGCCGAGGUUGUAGUGUUGGGUGGCGUCAUUGCAGCACUUGCUGUGCUCUGCCUAAUAACCCUAGCCUCUAUGCUGCACAGGAGGCUCCACAAAUCAACACUCCCAUCAAGUGACAACACCUAAUAAAAAAUAUUUAAUCACC